This is a messenger RNA of Agrilus planipennis (emerald ash borer), 2097 nucleotides long. Its product is annotated as solute carrier family 41 member 1. Lineage: Eukaryota; Metazoa; Arthropoda; Insecta; Coleoptera; Buprestidae. Gene Ontology annotation, biological process: monoatomic cation transport. Gene Ontology annotation, molecular function: monoatomic cation transmembrane transporter activity. The transcript is spliced from 11 exons. The coding region runs from base 350 to 1855 and encodes 501 amino acids. Gene Ontology annotation, cellular component: plasma membrane. The record is from RefSeq and is a predicted model, not a curated record.
AAUUAUCAAUAUAGGUGUAUAAAAGGAGUAUAAUUCGCGGUAGGAUUAUAUACAUACGGCACAUUUACUUCGAGCAGUCUGUAGUAAUCGACAAUUGACUUAGCGACUUACAGGUAGUUAUUAGUGCAGCGCUUAAAAGCACGGUAGUGAUUUUUAAACAAACUACUUAAUCCACUCUUAUAUCAAAGGGACGAAACAGUGAUAGAAGAAGGUACAAAAUGUAACUGACAAAUGACUCGCCUCGAUAAGUUAUUGAUGAAAUAAAUACAUAGUAAUCAUUGUGUCAAAAAAGACUUCUAAGCCACUUACGAAUAGACAGUUGAAAAAGCCUCACUACAAAAUAACAAACAUGGUUGCUUUUUCUGAAAAUAACAAUGUAAUUGGAACCUACGUGCCUGAAAUAUAUGUUGCUACCCCCGAUAAUAAAAUUAAAGUUGCCACUGUGCUAGACAUAUCCAAAAAAAUUGAGACCAACCAGAAAAAAGGGCCAGGAAAUAUUGACGAAUCUCGUUCUAUAGCGGAUUCAAUAGAAUCCGUAGAAACUACAGACAGCAUGGAUAAAUACAAUGUUAAUGCAAAUGCCAAAAACAAAAGGGAGCGUUGGUUCCACACCACGCUACAAGUAUCAGUUCCAUUUUUUAUUGCUGGGAUGGGUACCAUAGGUGCUGGAUUAGUAUUAGGAAUUAUUGAGGAAUAUGAGGUAUUUAUGAAUAUAAGGGCCCUAUACGUAUUAGUACCUGCAUUAUUAGGUCUUAAGGGAAACUUGGACAUGUGCUUAGCCUCCAGACUGUCCACUCAAGCAAAUUUAGGCAAUAUGAAUCACAGACGAGAAGUCUUUAAGAUGGUAUUGGGUAAUAUCAGUAUUGUACAGGUGCAAGCGAUUGUAGCUGCCUGUGUUGUGUCCCUCUAUGCAGUUGCAAUGUCUGCAAUAUUAAGCGAACAUAUAGUUUUUAAGAGUGCUAUUCUUGUGAUAACAUGUAGUAUAUUAACAGCUACAUCGACUUGUUUCGUUUUAGAUUUUGUUUUGAUAGCAGUUAUUUUUUGUACUCACAAAAUCAAAAUGAACCCUGACAAUUUAGCAACACCAUUAGCUGCUAGCAUUGGCGAUGUUGUCUCUCUUAGUAUUUUAUCAAUUUGCGCUACUAGUCUUUAUGUUAUUUUAGACACCUACACGUGGGUAUUUUACAUAAUCAUAGCUUCUUAUUUAUUUAUACUAUUGCCAAUGUGGAUAAUAAUUGUAUUAAAAAACAAGUACACCAAGUCCGUGUUGAAAAAUGGUUGGAUACCUGUCCUAUCAGCAUUGUUUAUUAGCGGGCUAGGAGGUUUAGUCCUUGAUAAUGCUGUGGGAACGUAUGAAGGAUACUCCAUCUUUCAACCUGUGAUAAAUGGUGUAGGAGGAAAUUUAGUAUCUGUACAAGCAAGUCGGAUUUCAACAAUGUUACAUCAAAGUUCACUACCUGGAAUUUUACCACCACAUACAAAACUAUGGGUCGCUCCUUGGUCAGCUCUUUUCAAAGGAGUAAUUUCUGCUAAAACUGCAAGAAUACUUAUAGCUAUGGCAGUACCUGGUCAACUAAUGUUCCUUUUUAUUGCGGAUGCAAUUUAUAACGGAGGUGUUUCUACUGUUACACCACUAUUUGCGGUUACCUACUUAAUAGUUUGCCUGUUACAAGUCAUGAUUUUGCUAUACACAGCUCAUCUUCUUAUACAUAAAAUGUGGAAAAUGAAAAUUGACCCAGACAACUCAGCUAUCCCAUACUUAACAGCGUUAGGUGAUUUAUUUGGAUCAACAUUGCUACUCAUGGCAUUUGUAUUUUUAACGUCUAUAGGGCAAGAGUAUCAACCUAUUAAGUGACUACUAUGACCUUAAAUACAAUACAAUGUAAUGUAACGGUUUGCAAGGUUUUCCCCUAAUAAAUUCUAAAUAAGUACAAAAUAUCGUUGAUAAUGGAAAUUAUGUUAAUUAUAAAACAUCUGCUUUUCUUUCCGAAUCGAUAUUGUAAUAAACUUUUAAACGCUCUUACAAAGUGUUAGAAUUAUUUUUGAUAAAAAUUCUAUCGCAGACAUAUGUACUAUUAUUGUGCUACAGAUAUGUUA